Messenger RNA from Adineta steineri, 798 nucleotides. The record is from the annotation of a GenBank genome assembly. Lineage: Eukaryota; Metazoa; Rotifera; Eurotatoria; Adinetida; Adinetidae.
AUGGAAAACAAUUGUAUUGUACAUAAUAAAAAAACAUUAUCAAAAUUUCAUGGAAAUAUUAAUCAACUUCGUCGAACCAACGAAUUUAAUAUUUCUAUUUUAAAACAAUUACCAAAACGAUGUUGUUCAUGUAAUGAGAAAAUAGGAGAAUCUAUAUUUACUAUUGAUCAUUUACGUAAACUUUGUCAUGAAAUUCAAUCAAUACAGACAACACCAUCGAUAAUAUCUGAAUCUGUAAAACCUAUCCAUCAUGUAUCACUUAAAUCUUCUACAGGACUCUUAACUCGACAAAGUAAUUACAAAGCUGGUCGUUUUGUUGGACGUGGUGGAGAAAACGUUAAAAAGAUUGAAAAUGAAUUAAAUAUUAAUAUUAAUAUUCCUAAUAAAAAAUCGAUGAAAACUUAUCGUGAAUUAGAAAAGAAACUUCGAUUGAAUGGUGAAAAUAUUCAUCCGCCUGAUCUUUUAGUAUUUUUUACUAUGAAAAACAAUGAUAAUGAUCAAAAUAAUAUUGAAAAGAUUAAACAAGCAUUACAAGAUAAAUGGAAUAAAAUUGAUGUUACCAAAAAAUCACGACCAUUUACAAAUCAAACAUUGUCUUCAUUUAUAAUUCAACCAUCGGCUAUUAUUGAAGGAGAUUCUCGUUGGAGACCGAAAAAACGAAUACCAAAAACGAAACAAAAACUAAGAGAAAAACAAGUCAAUGAACAAGAAGAAAUUAUUUGUGCACAACCUUAUUUUAAACCUCUAUCAAUGCCACAAGAAAUAACGCCGAAAUCCACACGAAAAAAUAAAAAAUAA